Cooperia oncophora is the source of this 477-nucleotide messenger RNA. The record is from the annotation of a GenBank genome assembly. NCBI's taxonomy places the organism in Eukaryota, Metazoa, Nematoda, Chromadorea, Rhabditida, Trichostrongylidae.
AUGGCGUUGCUGUUCGAUCCGCAUUUUACCUUGCUCCGAGAAGAUCAGAGCGUGAAGCUGUUUCAAAUUGAUUGCCUCGUCAAUCACAAAGCAUUCGGAGGUUUGGCUAUCCUUCUGGUGGCGAUCUGGAUGGGGGGUUAUGAAGACGGAUUUUCAUGGUCCGAAGAUCCUGAGCGUGAAUUUCAUUAUCAUCCCACGUUCAUGGUGUUCCUGUUAGGAGAAUCAAUGCUGGUAUAUCGUGUGUUCCGUAAUGAGCGUAAAAAGUUCAGUAAAACCCUGCAUGUCUGUCUACAUUCAAUGGUGUUGGUGUUCAUGAUCAUAGCCCUCAAAGCUGUAUGGGAUUCACACGAUCUUCAUAGAGAUGCGUUAGGACAACUCGAUCCCUUACCGAAUCUGAUCUCCCUGCAUUCAUGGAUCGGACUCAGUGUCGUGAUUUCCUUUUGUAUUCAGGUGAGAGUCGUGUUUAGAUCUAAUUAG